GUGUUUUGUAUUGACUCUUCAUAAGGUGUAGUUACUUAUACGCUGUUGAAACCAAGCAGUUUAUUAUUCAGGCCUUCACUGUCCCUUUCGGCCUUCCACACUACGCCCGAGGCUCUCCCUUUAAAUCAGAUUAUUAAGGAAACGGGAUUUUGACGUCACGGCUUUAAAAGUGCGGGGAGCGACUGGAGCGCGCGCAGAGACAAGCAUGACUCCAGCGGUAUCGUCAUAGUGAAGUUCAAGGACAAGCUGCUCGAGAUGGCCUCGUCUUAUUUAGAGAUAGAUGACGAGGACGAGGGGUAUGCACUGUGCCUGUUUUGUAUACCCAGACACUACGAAGAAGACUUGGACAGUGUUCUUAUUCCCAAUGGUCUCAUAAAGGAUAGGACCGAGCGUAUGGCCAGAGAUAUUGUUCGUGAUAUGGCAGCACAACAUAUCGUGGCCCUGUGCGUGCUGAAAGGAGGGUAUACAUUCUUUGCAGACCUGAUGGAUUACAUUAAGACACUGAAUCAGAACAGUGACAAGUCUAUGCCAUUGACUGUGGAUUUCAUUAGGCUAAAGAGCUACUCCAAUGACCAGUCGACAAACUGUGUAAAAGUUAUUGGAGCGGACGAGUUAACUGGUCUCAGUGGAAAGAAUGUGCUUGUGGUCGAGGAUAUUAUAGAGACUGGGAAGACGAUGGAAACUCUGCUGACGUUAUUAAAUGAAUGUCAACCCAAAAUGGUCAAAGUGGCCAGUCUACUUGUGAAAAGGACCCCAAGAAGCUCAGGAUAUCGUCCUGAUUACUUCGGUUUUGAGGUUCCUGAUAAAUUCCUGGUGGGAUAUGCUCUAGACUACAACGAAUAUUUCAGGGAUUUGAAUCACAUCUGUAUACUAAGUGACCAGGCAAAAGAAAAGUAUAAAGUAUGAACAGAGUAUAAAAUGCUGGAUGCAUGAAGACUGAGACCACUGUGACCCCCCCCUCCCCUUCUCUCUUGGUUGUGUUUAUACAUUCUUCUGUUUUUUUUUUUGUUUUUUUUUCUUGAAGUAGUAUGAACUUCACUUUCACAAAAGGCCAGAGAUGUUGGAGAAUGAAAGGGUGACUGGAAAAGAUGAUUUUGUUCAGAAUUAGUAGGCCUAGAGUUAAUCUAUGUCACUAACAUAUAACUAUGACGUUAUUAGGAAGUGUUAUUUUACGUGUUUGUUUUUAUUUAUUCCUAUCGAGGCCUUAGGAUGUACUUGAUUUUUUUUUUUAAGUGUUCUAAAAGACGGUCAGUUAUAUGGCAGUGGUUCAGAGAGAAAGAAAAUACAUUUUAUUUAGAGUUAUGAAUUCAGUGCAUGACUGUACAUUGUUACAUUUAUUUAAAUAUAUUAUACAUAUAUUGUAAAGUAUAUUUAUCAUUAUAUAUAAAUAUAUAAAUCAUGAAAAAAUAUAUUAUUUAUUUAUAUAAUAUAAUAUAAUAUAAUAUAAUAUAAUAUCAUGGGAUAACACAGUGGUGGCUCAAUUGUUAAGACUCUGGGUUACGUAUCUGGAUCCAGAAGGUUGUGGGUUCAAGCCCCAGCACUGCUAAGCUUCCCCUAUUGGACCUGUAACCCUCUCUGCUCCGGGGUGCUGUAUCACAGCCGACCUUGUGCUCUGACCCUGAUGUCCUAACAAACUGGGAUAUGUGAAGAAAAAGAAUUUCACUGUGCUAUAAUGUAUAUGCUACAAAUGAAGUCUUCAUCUUCUAGACCUCCUGAAUUACUGCAAUAAAGUAGUACUAAUGUG
Messenger RNA from Ictalurus punctatus (channel catfish), 1744 nucleotides. RefSeq names its product hypoxanthine phosphoribosyltransferase 1, like (gene hprt1l). Bases 256 to 906 code for a protein of 216 amino acids. NCBI's taxonomy places the organism in Eukaryota, Metazoa, Chordata, Actinopteri, Siluriformes, Ictaluridae. Gene Ontology annotation, biological process: guanine salvage; GMP salvage; hypoxanthine metabolic process. The record is from RefSeq and is a predicted model, not a curated record. Gene Ontology annotation, molecular function: magnesium ion binding; hypoxanthine phosphoribosyltransferase activity. The transcript is spliced from 9 exons.